AUGACUUCAACAGCUAAUGAACAAAAGAUCCAAGAUCUCGAGCAAAGGCUCGAUUCAAGUGUCAAUAGUCCUUUGAUGUCAGAGACCGAUUCCUAUAUCAGCGAGAAACAAGAUAUCGAAGCGAAUAAACCUCGAAAGUCGGAAAAUAUGCCUUCAAUUCGACAAUUCUUAUUGACUCUUAUGGUCUUUUCCCUCCUCACUAUCACCAUCGUUUCUGCCGCUACCACGAACCGAAAUCCAAGAAAUGUAUCACCUCCUUGUAUGGAAGAUCAACAAGCCUUUAGAGAAUUGCUGGAUACUGUUGAACCUGCCAUGUUACAUGAUGUGCUUCACCAACAUAUGACGGAGAAAUAUCAACAUGGCGUUUAUGAAGAUGACAAGGAUGCUUUGGCAGCUGUUUACAGACAGGAACCGGCAGUCGCACAUGCAUUGGUUGAGGCGGCAAAGGCAAAUGCUAUGAUUGAAUUGGCUAAGAGACAAGUUGGAUCAAACUCGACAGCUACUCCGGCUCCAAGUACAACAUCGGCUGCUACUUCGAAUACUGUCGUUACUUCCGAAUCGGCCACGACUUCACCUGCCACAACUUCGGCUCCAGCUACUCCAUCUUCCACAGUGGCCUCUACUACAUCUGUGGCAACGACCCCUACUUCGGUGACAACACCUGCAACUACCUCGCCCACCACCACAGCUCCAGCUUCAACUGCGACUCCAACCACGGCACCAACCACGGCACCAACAACUGCUCCAACAACUGCUCCAACAACUGCUCCAACUACAGCUCCCACUACAGCUCCCACUACUGCACCAACCACCGCAUCAUCGACUCAGGUUAUUACAAGCGAUGGAACUACCACAACUGCAGUGGUACCGGUGACAACAAGUACACCAACAUCUGCGGCAUCUACAAAUUCGGGUAUGUUCAAAAUCGGGUCGACCUCGCGUUCUUUUUCUUCUACUUCUACUUCUACUUUUGCAUUGCCCGUCUUCUUUUUUGUGAAUUCUACUUUUCCUGCUUUUUUGCCUACCAAGAUACCUCACGACUCCUCGACCUCGACUACAGGCUCGCAUCCUGUUACGUCGAUGUCUUUGGAGUCUAGUUCCACGGUAUCGUCUGCGAUUUCCAUAUCUGCAAGUUCAACGAUAUCCCUGGGAGGUCUUCCCGUGCUUCUUAAUGUUAUAAUUUCUAGUUCUACUUCUCUUGGAUAUUCUUCUACAGGAGUGCCUGUUUUUGAUUCCACUUCUGUUGGAUAUCAUCCCCCUUCAUCGAUCCCCGUGUCUGGUCCUGGUUCUAUUUCUGGAAACCAUGGCGCAUCCUUGACUUCGGAGUCCACUUCUAGUUUGGUAGGACAUGAUGAUGUUUCUCUUGUAUUGCCGUUGCCGUUGCCUAUUUCCACUUCCAUUGGAUCUCAGGGUAGCUCCACAACAUCAAUCUCUAAUUCUUUGGUCAACCUUCCGAGCAAUGUUUUUUCUUUAUCAGUUUCUGGCUUAAACUUAUACUCGGAUUCAGGAUCGACUUCUACCACUAGUGCUCAAUCUCAAUCCCAAUCUCAAUCUCAAUCUCAAAGCUCUGCGACUUCUCAAGUGGCUACAUCUACAACAGAAGCUUCCACUUCCGCCCCUCAAACUACUGAAACAUCUUCAGGUACCACUACCUCCGUCCCCGUGACUACAGGAACUUCUACAAGUGAGGCCUCCAUUUCUACCAGAGUAUCCACUUCUCAGGCCACUGCCUCUGGAGCUACUACCUCUGCUGCUACCUCAAGUUCUACUACAGAGGCUUCCAGUGAUAGUGUUUUGUCUACAUUGACUAAUUCUGCGAGCUCUCUUGCUACUGAUUCUUCUUCUAUUGUGGCUGUAACUUCAACAUCUACUAACAUGGCCGAAUCCACAGCUCCUUCAGACGAUACUACUACACAAGCCGCUGAAGCGACCAGCAAAAGAACAACUAGCAGUACUUCUACCAGAGUUUUUACCACGACAUUACCCAAUGGAUCCCUAUCAACAGUCACAUCUGUCACUGUCGUGCCUGCUGUAGUUACUGGAUCUCCCGCUAGUUCUUCCAAGACCUCUACUGGAAGUGCAUCAUUGCAAACCAACAGUGCUGGAAAGAAUAACUUGGGAAUCAACAUGAUUCUCGGUGCCGUCGGAAUGGUGGUUGUUGGUGCAUUAUAA
This is a messenger RNA of Botrytis sinoallii, 2172 nucleotides long. RefSeq lists its product as uncharacterized. The record is from RefSeq and is a predicted model, not a curated record. The coding region runs from base 1 to 2172 and encodes 723 amino acids. Lineage: Eukaryota; Fungi; Ascomycota; Leotiomycetes; Helotiales; Sclerotiniaceae. The transcript has a single exon.